AGUCUGGUGCUGCUUGUGGUGUCAGCGACUUGUUCAUUUCGAGUGUCAUGCCACUGCGCUUCAUGAGAUGGGUGAUAUUUGUGAUUUGGGUCCAUUUAAAAGGCUGAUCUUAUCACCACUGUUUGUUAAGGAAUUGAAUCGUACUACCUCAGCUGGUUUUUUGAGUACAAUCACUCAAGGAGCUAAUGAGCUUGCAUCUACUGUGCGCGUACGAAUCAAGAGUCACCGCAAGAAGCACAAGCAUGGGAGUGAAACCUCCAUUGAUGCUGCAAAGACAUCAAACACCUGCGCUCAGUCGAAAGAGAAUGCUGCUUAUACUGAUCAAACAUCAAAAGGUUUAAAUGGAAAUGGUGAAAGUUGUAAUGGUAAUGCGGAGUUGCAGGUAACUCAUGAAGGUGGUGAAAUGAAUAACAAGGUGGACCUGAAGCCAAAAUACAAAAAAGUACUAUCAUCCAAUCAGAGAGACGGGUCUCAGGUUUUAGGGGUAAAACAGAAUUAUGAGUUGAUCGAUUUGCCUCCAGAUACAAGACCACUUCUUGUUUUCAUAAACAAGAAGAGUGGGGCCCAACGUGGUGAUACACUCAGGCAGCGUUUGAACAUCCUUCUGAAUCCUGUUCAGGUCUUUGAAUUGAGCGCCACGCAAGGACCAGAGGUGGGCCUUCACUUAUUUAGAAGAGUACCUCAUUUCAGGGUUCUAGUAUGUGGAGGGGAUGGUACAGUCUGUUGGGUUCUUGAUGCCAUUGAGAAGCAAAAUUUUGUAUCUCCUCCCCCUGUUGCAAUUCUUCCAGCCGGGACUGGGAAUGAUCUAGCCAGGGUUUUGUCCUGGGGAGGUGGUUUGGGUGUGGUGGAGAGCCAAGGAGGACUUUGUACAGUGUUGCACCACAUAGAGCAUGCAGCAGUUACUAUUCUUGAUCGAUGGAGGAUAACAAUAACAAACCAACAUGGGAAAGUUCAAUCACCGAAGUUCAUGAAUAACUAUUGUGGAAUUGGGUGUGAUGCAAAGGUGGCGUUGGAUAUUCAUAAUCUGCGGGAAGAGAAUCCAGAGAAAUUCUAUAAUCAGUUUAUGAACAAAGUGCUUUAUGCUCGGGAAGGAGCAAAGAGUAUGAUGGAUAAUACAUUUGAAGACUUCCCUUGGCAAGUCCGAGUGGAGGUGGACGGGGUAGACGUAGAGGUCCCAGAGGAUGCGGAGGGUGUACUUGUUGCUAACAUCGGUAGUUACAUGGGAGGUGUGGAUUUGUGGCAAAACGAGGAUGAAGCUGAUGAUAAUUUUGAUCCUCAGUCCAUGCAUGACAAGAUGCUCGAGGUUGUCAGCAUAUCAGGAAUGUGGCAUCUUGGAAAACUUCAGGUUGGACUUUCACGAGCUAGAAGACUUGCGCAAGGGCAGUCUAUCAAGAUUCAUAUCUGUGUCCCCUUGCCAGUUCAAGUGGAUGGCGAGCCUUGGUUUCAAGAACCGUGCACAUUGACUAUAUCGCACCAUGGCCAGGCAUUCAUGUUGAAGAGGGCUUCCGAAGAACCUCUAGGUCAUGCAGCUGCGCUAAUAGCCGAUGUACUCGAGAGUGCUGAAAGCAAUCGUGUCAUUACUGCCUCCCAAAAGCGAGUCCUGCUUCAAGAAAUGGCAUUAAGGUUAUCUUAGAGAAAGAAUAGCAUACAUCCCAAACCGCUUUUCCAGUUUGGAGUUUAAGGGUUUUAAUUUCACCAUUUCAAGUGUGCAAUUUCCAUAGAAAAAUAGUAGAUUGUAGUAUUGAAUUACGGACAAGGAUAGCCAAGUUAAAUGUGAAGUUGUCCUUGUGUUCUGUGAGUAGUUGUGUUGUCGAUGUUUGUUGAAACUUGAAACUAGGAUUUCAUGUAUGCAUGUUUUGUUGGCCAACUUUAAAACUUUCUGCACAGGACUGCGAAAAAGUCCAGCAAAUGAAUUAGUGCUCAGCUCAUAUGAGAAUCAGGAGGCUCGAUGGUUGUAACUUGAUUUUUUGAACUUGUAAUCGCCUUUUGGAGCUGUCCUUGUGUUCUA
This is a messenger RNA of Papaver somniferum (opium poppy), 2008 nucleotides long. Its product is annotated as diacylglycerol kinase 1-like. The record is from RefSeq and is a predicted model, not a curated record. NCBI's taxonomy places the organism in Eukaryota, Viridiplantae, Streptophyta, Magnoliopsida, Ranunculales, Papaveraceae. Bases 68 to 1633 code for a protein of 521 amino acids. Gene Ontology annotation, molecular function: ATP-dependent diacylglycerol kinase activity. The transcript is spliced from 7 exons.